Molecule: messenger RNA, 7386 nt
Organism: Radiomyces spectabilis
Lineage: Eukaryota; Fungi; Mucoromycota; Mucoromycetes; Mucorales; Radiomycetaceae
Exons: 5
Coding region: 1-7386 (2461 amino acids)
Biological process (GO): rRNA processing; ribosomal large subunit assembly
Cellular component (GO): preribosome, large subunit precursor
Source: RefSeq, a predicted model, not a curated record
AUGCGUCAAUUCCAUCAUAACUGCUUAGAGAAAACUUCACGUCCACCGCAGGAUGCCGUUGCAUAUCAGCGAUUAAUUUGGCUCUUGGAUUCGCCUGACUGUGACAAGUUGGCUUUCGCUUUACCAAGCUUACUGCAAGAUGCCACUCGUACGUGGUAUCAGCGUAUGUGGCGCGCUAGCAUUUUCCAGCAAAACUUGUAUCAACUUGGAACCGCUGAAGUCGAUCUCGGUAUUUCCGAAGGCCCGCUGAGUUUAUUCCAAAGCGUGGAAACGAUGGCCUGUCUUAAUAUACUGAGCUCGGUUGAUAAGAUCUCUGUCGAUGCUUACGGAAGCGCGUUGCAACAGCUCAAAUCGUUGAAAGAAUACUUGGCCGUCAACGUCAAUGCAAAAGACAAACGAUGCCUGGAGAUAAUUAUGCUGGUUUCUAUGUCUCGUCAGCUACUCAAUGCUGGAGCUGAAUUGAUGGAUACCAACGUUUACCAAACUGUCUGCGAACGAUUGGAUCAGCUGUUGCCGCUGCUGCAAGGCUUGUACGAGUCCAACAUGUAUACUGUAGCUCGCUUAGGUGCUCUUUACGGUCAAGCGCUUGUUGUUCUCGAUCAGAUGAUCACCGUGCUUCAGCAAGUCAAGUUCAGUGCACUUUUUGUAGACGCUAUUUCGAAUAUUCUGCAAGCCAUCCAGCAUUACCGAAACGGUGAUGAUGCCAUGUUCUAUACUACCGCUGGCAAAUCCAGAGUGUUGCUCGGAUUGACAUUUUUGACGUCGUAUAUCCCUGACUAUCCUGUGGAUCCUACUUCGGAACCUCGUCUUCGCGUCAAUUUACUAUUGAAGAAACAACAGGAAUAUUCGGAUUCGAUCGAUGUGCGGACCAAAAUUGAAGAUAUUGCCACGGGUAACCACACAAAUGCUGCUAUUCGCUCAUCCGAAGUCAAGCUUGCCGCCGUCAACGAGGAGCUUGCCCAAAGUUCGACCACCUUUUCGCUUCGACCCGAGAAAUCGCAACUGGAAGAUAUCUUUGUGGACUUGCGCUACCUACAAAAGAGCAUGUUGGAUCAUAACGUCGAACAGCUUCUCAAGGAUUUGCAAGAACAUGGCGCGGAUUCGGUGUUGCAACGCGAAAAUUUGGUGCAAGGCAAUGCUCUCCAGUUCAUUGAACGUGUCCACUCAAAGUUCCCGCUCUACAGAGAUGUCUUGCAGCCAUUGAUUGUUGCUGUUGGUGACAUCAAGUACGGUUUGAGAAUCAUGACCUCUGCCCGCCGCAGUGAUAAACUGAACGAAAACCUGGCUUGCAUUACGGAACUUCUUGUACGCAAUCCCGAUGUCGGUCGUCGCGCCCGUGAUCUAAGAUGGCAUACGGUGGCAGAACCUGCUUCUCUGGAGCAAGUGAAGACCAUCAUUUUCAACCGAUCGUCCACCAGCCGCAAGUGGAUGUUUUACUUGCGAUUCCUUAUUGUUGUUCUGCAGCGCCUAACGAUCACGAUCAAUUCGCACGGAUAUAUUCAAGCUCAGGAUCUCACAGCAAUCAACGGCCUUUGUUCCGAAGUUGUUCGUGUAUGGAAGGAAGCUCAAGAAUACAAGCGUCAGCAAGAAGCUGAAAAGGAAUCGAUGUACAAGACCCGCGCAAAGAAGUACGAACCUUUGACCGAGGAAGAAUUGGAUGAAGCCGAUAUGAAGAAGAUGUUUGCCAACUUCAAUGAUGACUUUGCCGAUUUGACGAUCGAUGAUCAACAGCAGGGAACCGAGCCUGUUUCGGCAGCCCCGGGCGAUGUGGAAGAAGAAUCUGUCCUGGAUGAUAUCGAUAUCCAACGAAUUGGUCGUCUCCACGAAGUGAUCUUCAGUACUUACCAUCAAGAUGCCUGUUUGCGAACUGAUAAUACCUGGGAUCGUGAAGCAUGGCAGUCGUACAAUAUCGCGGGCCAAUUGCGUUCCAUGUCCACCUCUGCGUUUGACCUCGCUACUGAUUUCGUUUGCAACGCCGGUCAUCUUCGUAUGGCGUCGCUCGCACUUCGACGCCUUGAAACCGAAGAUUCAUUCGCCAUGACGAGUGACGAUAUCUAUGAUUUCUAUACAAGUGAAAAUAUCGCCGAAGCUAAGCGUGUGCAGCCGAUCAUCUAUCGAUUCAAAGCGCGUGUGCAACAAAUUGCUUCCGAAUGGCCUGAACAUGCUAUUCUUGAACAAUUGAUCAACAUUUCUGAUCGUCUGCUUGGUUUCUCGAUUGUAUCGCCUGUGGCGAAGUUCCUCAUCGGUGUUGAAUUAUUGCUGCAAAAAUCAGAAGAUUGGGAAGCCUAUGCUGCGAAGCACGUGUCCUUGAAGGAACAGCGCGAAGAGUUGAUUGCGUUGAUUGUUCGUUGGCGCCAACUCGAACUGAAUUGCUGGCCAAAGUUGUUGGCUGCUCAAGAACAGUACAGCCAAAAUGCGGCCUUCCAAUGGUGGUUCCAUCUGUAUGAUGCGGUCAACAACACGUCAUUCCAAAGUGGUGCUGAAGAAGAUGAUAAGAAGAAGACGCAGGAACUUUUGCAAGCCCUCGAUCACUUUAUUCAGUCUGCCUCUUUGAUCGAAUUCGAACCCCGUCUCACGAUGAUCAACAGUUUCUACCGUCAGUCCAAGGUUCAAGCCCAGCUCGCUUGUUCCGCCGAAGAAAAGGCGAACCACAGUACUGCCGCCACGAUCCUGCGCAAUGUGUAUCUGUACUAUUCUCAGUUCAAGGAUCAUGCUCGCACAAUGUUGGCACAGUUGCGCAAACCCAUUGAAAAGGAGCUGAAGGAGUUUGUCAAGAUUGCAAGCUGGAAAGAUGUCAAUAUUUAUGCCCUUCGACAGAGUGCUCAAAAGACGCAUCGUCAACUCCACAAGUGCAUUCGAAAAUACCGCGAAGUGCUAAACAAUUCCAUGUUGACGGUGAUUGCCAACUACAAUCAAGAGCACGCCAUGUUCCAAUAUGGCGAUGAAAAGCGCUACAAUGCUGAUAUCAAACACGGUUUUGCGGAUCAAUUGGGUCGAUCCAACUUAUGGCUCACGAAAACAUCUAUUCCUGUGACUGAAUCUGUGAUGAAUUUGGAUGAAUCGGUUGCGUUGAAGAAGCACUUGGCCAACCUGCCCGCGACACUGAACAGAAUGCGAUCGUAUUGUGGAUCUGACCUGUUCGUGACCGCCGAGCAACAGAAAGAAUUGCCUCUUGAAACGUUCAUGACGAACAUCAUUCAGCAAAUCAAGGAGUUCCAGAAGGAAACUCCUGCUAUUAUGACGGAUGAGAACAAGUCGCUUGUCAAGAACCAAAAGUUGUUAAAGAAGAAGGCGCUCGUGGACUUUCUGAAAGAAUUGCGCCGAUUGGGUCUCAAAUGGCGCGCCGGUACUCUUGUUGAACAAAAUGCGGAUACGUCGGCCCUGUUCCGUCAACAUGUGGCUUCGUUGGAUGCUAUAACGCAAAGCCGAGGUUUGCAGAAAGAGCCAUUGUCGACAUACAGCGUUGUUUCGCAAGAUAUGAUUGAUUUGUGGAACAAAGCCAACGAUUACUACUACCGUUGCAUUGCACGAUUGACUCACCUGCGCACCAUCAGCACUACACAAGUUAGCAAGGAUCUCUCCCUCUUGGAAGUGGAGCGUAGUAUGAGUGCUACGGAACAUAUGUUCUCGCUGGUUCUCAAGGAACGUACCAUUUUAUCGCGUAUGGAAGAGCGUAUACUCGUCUUGCAAGGUUUCUCGGUUCAAAUGGCUGCCGUUUAUGAUGCAACGACGAACAACAAGUCGAUCUCGGCCAACACUUCUCUUGGUUGUCGUUUGACCGCGCACAAGAUGGCCAUUGAUGAUCUUGUAUCGAUGUUGACCGAAGCGCUCGCCACCUUUACGGUGCAGGCCGAAUAUGAUGAAGUGAUUCGCUCCAUGGUGGUUCGUAUGCAAGCCAUCUGUACCACUGUCCAAAAGAUCCAGAAAGCCACCGAUAACUGUUACGUCCAACGCUAUCUGUUCCCUCGCGCUAGUACCGAUGUUGAUGUGGCGUUGCUGUCAGAAGAUGUCGUUGAAAUGAUGGACAUGCAAUGUCAGACCGUCCGAGAAAUCGAAUCGUCCUUGAUCGAAAUCGUGGACCAAGCUCAACAAUCAAGUCACAUCAUCUACCCGAUCAUUCAGUCCAUUGAAUCCAUCCGUACGGACGAGCCCAACAGCACUGUCCAGAAUGCAAGCGAUGACAUUUCUGUCUUGCAACUGCAACAAAAGGUCCAUUCAGUGAUUGAUGCCAUUUUGGUUGCGGUACAGGAUUUGAAAAAGUCAAAGUCCGAAAACGAUGCACCUGCUGCUUCAAAAGAACCAUCGAAGGAAGAAGAAGAAGAGGAGAACGACGCGGAUGAUAUGCCCGAAAACUAUAUCCGCUUGCAACAUCAAAAGCAGCAUGCAUUGGCCACAGCCCUGCAUACGGAUUUGAUCGCUAGACGGUGUGUGGAGAUUUUGAACCUUAUUUCGCCAAUCAUGAACAAGGCAAACGAAGCGGAUGCAUCCAGUGUAUCUCGCGAAAUCUCACGAUUGCUUCAGCAAGUGUAUCCAUUUGUUCAGCAAUACAUGCUUGUCGUACAGCAUACAUUGGGCGAAAUCGUUUUACAUCACAAAUCCAUGGCCAAACUUACCUACGCCUUGAUCAAUUCGUUCAGUGUGAUUAUCAGCAAGGGAUUCUGCAUGCCUGAAGGAGCGGCCGAUGAAGAAGAAGGUGAUGCCGAUGGCACCGCUACUGGUACUGGUAUUGGUGAAGGCGAAGGUACCAAAGACGUCACUGAAGAAAUCGAAGAUGAAGAACAAGUGCUCGGUACGCAAAAUGAAGAGCAACGCAAAGAUGAAAAGCAAGACACGAAGGAAGAAAAGAACGGCAUGGAGAUGGAGAACGAUUUCGAUGGUACGCUGGAGGAUGUGGAGCCCGAUGAGAACGAAGAUCAAGAUCAGGAAGAAGAUUCAGAAGACGAAGAAGAAGAAUUGGAUGAUGAGAUUGGUGACGUAGACGAUAUGGAUCCUGAUGCUGUCGACGACAAAAUGUGGGGUGAAGAAGGUGAAGAAAAUCUGAACGAAAGCGAUAAAACGGUCGAUCAGGCUCAGCCUCAAGGUCCCAAGGAAGCGGACAUCGUUGCAAAGGAGGAGGAAGAACAGCAGGAUCCCAGUAAGCAGGGCGAACAACCAGAGAAGUCUGAAGAACCGCAACGCGAAGAACAGCGGGAUCAGCAGAAUGAAGAUGAGCAAGGUGAAGGUGAGGGCGAAGAUAUGGAAGAAGAAGAUGAAGAAGGCCCCGAAAACCGACCAGGCGAUCAAUUCAAUGCCGAAGUACCCGAAGCGGAGACCUUAGACCUUCCUGAUGAUAUGAAUCUCGAUGGCGACGAAGACCAAGAAGGUGGAGAUAACGAACAGGAAGAAGAUUUCUUUGAUGCAAUGGAUACCGAGCAAGGCGGCGAAGGCGAUCAAAUGGAAGAAGAUGAAGAAGACGAAAACGAAAAGUAUGACGAUCCCUUGGAUCAUAUCCAAGAAGGCGAAGCGGAUGAUGCCCAAGCCGAGGAUGAGGAAAUGGCUGACACGACCGCGCAAAUGGAGAAAGACGAAACGGGAGAAGAUGAGAUGAAGACGGAAGGUGAAGAAGAAAAAGAAGAAGUUGAGAACGAAGAACAGCAGCCGGUCGGAGACGCUGAGCAAGGAGGCGGUACUAUUGAAGAAGAAGAAGACGAAGAAUCGGCGCUCGAUAACAAGGCCCAGAAUCGCGAACAACCUAACAGUGAUGCUACAGCGGAUAAUCAGUUUGGUGUUCAAGGCGAACAGGGCAAAGCAAGUAUGAGUUCGACUGGUCAAAAAGAAGGAGAAAAUGAAGCAUCCGAAACCGCUGAAGCCGAUAUGAAGCAAGAUGAACGUAGUGAAGAGAAGGGCGCCGCUCAACGGGGUGCCAAUCAGGCUCAGCAAGAAGAUGAAACCGGCGAUAAUGAAGAAGAAAAAGCAGAACCAUCCAAAGCCAAUCCUCAACGAAGUCUUGGUGAUGCGUUGGAAAGCUGGCGUCGACGACUAGCUGAUGUGGCAGACGCUGAAGACGAAGAUGAAGAAGAAGCUACGGAUGAUCAGCAGAAACAGGACGAGACCAAGGCCGAUGAAGCUCAAGUGAAUGAAGAUCAUGCUUUCGAAUAUGUCAAAAACGAUGAAGAAGCGCAUGAUAUGCAGACCAUGAGCAACGCAGCUGCUGAUCAAGUCCAAGAUCUGAAGAUGGGAGCGAUGGACGAAGAAAUGGAAGACACUGAGCAACAUGCAGGUGAAUCCGAAGACGUUCAACCUACAGAUCCCGAAGUCGACACCAUGCCGUUGGCGCGUGACACAUUAGAAAUGUCCGGUGAACGCGAUAUGGGUGGAGCGAUUCUUAGCAAACAAUUGCCGAACGAACGAAGCCUUGAAGAACCGGAUGUCUUGACUGUGGACGAGUCGGUGGUUGCCCAUCAACCGCUGGAAGAAGAAGAUAUCGAACGUAUGAGAGACGAAUUGGAGACGAAGGUGUCCGAAUGGCGUGGCGAAGGACGUGACAUCAACAAAGCUAGAGAACUAUGGCAAGGUUACGAGAACUUGACGCACGAUCUGGCCAUGGGACUUUGUGAACAACUUCGGUUAAUUCUUGAACCCACGUUGGCGACCAAGUUGAAGGGUGACUACCGUACCGGCAAGCGGUUGAACAUGAAGAAGAUUAUUCCAUAUAUUGCAAGUCAGUUUAAGAAGGACAAGAUUUGGUUACGACGCACCAAGCCUAGCAAACGUCAAUACCAAGUGAUGAUUUCUGUCGAUGAUUCAAAGUCCAUGUCCGAAUCUCACUCUGUUCAGCUUGCGUAUGAAACUCUAUCUCUUAUUUCCAAGGCGCUUUCUCAACUGGAAGUCGGUGAUAUCUCGAUUGUUUCGUUUGGUGAACGUAUCCGUUUAUUGCAUCCAUUUGAUCAACCUUUCACAUCUGAAUCUGGUGCUCAAGUCCUGCGACAAUUUACAUUUGCUCAACAGAAGACGUACGUCAAGAAUCUGGUGGAAACCUCCAUUUCCCUGUUUGAGAACUCUAAACGAUCCAGUGGACCCGGAAACGCCGAACUAUGGCAACUUCAAUUGAUUAUUUCCGACGGUAUUUGCGAAGAUCAUGAUACAUUGAAAGCUUUGGUUCGACGAGCGAUGGAAAAUCAAAUUAUGAUCAUCUUUAUCGUGGUGGAUAACAAGCCGGAAAAGGACUCAAUUCUCAACAUGACAAACGUGAAGUACACCACGGUGAACGGCAAGCUUUCAUUGCAAAUGACCUCUUACUUGGAAACUUUCCCGUUCAAUUACUUUAUGGUCUUGCGCGAUAUCAAUUCAUUGCCGGAAGCUCUAUCUGAUGCCUUACGACAAUACUUUAGCUUUGUUGCUGCCUAA